Molecule: messenger RNA, 420 nt
Organism: Phycomyces blakesleeanus NRRL 1555(-)
Lineage: Eukaryota; Fungi; Mucoromycota; Mucoromycetes; Mucorales; Phycomycetaceae
Exons: 2
Coding region: 1-420 (139 amino acids)
Source: RefSeq, a predicted model, not a curated record
AUGUGCUACAUCGCAAAAUUGGGGUUACAAUUACUAGCCAAAUUGUCAGAUAUACGAUUCCGAUUAUCGGGCCUUACCCGGCCCAUGGACUCUAUGGCCCACGACAUGUUUCGCGACCCUACCUUCGACGAUCCCCAUGCCAUGGCCUUUCUCGAUUGUUUGCAAAAAUCGGUUUCCGACACUGCAUCACAUAUCACUCAGCUACUCAGUGACAACGUUUGUAAAGAGUUCUACUUGCCUACAACACCUAUUGUAGGCCAACCUUACACGGAAUCUGGAACUCUUUUGGACACUUUCAAGGCUCUUGCGCAAACCAAUCUUACCAUAGACACGGGAAAUGCUACUAGUGUCCAAUUCCUAACAAAAAAGGGGCGAACGACCUGUAUCGAAGCCAAAUUAUGCCAACGAACAGUCUUUUAG